AUGUCCGGAGACCAUAAGCAUACUAAUUUACCGGGAGAUCUAAAAUCUCGAUUAAAUCCAGCACCCGAUUUAUACAUUAUUCAUUUACAACAAAAAGUUCCACCACAUAUUCUUCUUGAACCACCAUUUAAAGAUGCUCAACUUUUUCCAUCAGUUGAAUCUGAUUUUCCUUACCCGCCAAAAACUUAUGAUAGUAAUAUAACUGUGUUUUCUCCAGUUUCUGUUGCUUAUGCAUUUUAUUCUUUCGAUCAGAAUGUUGUUGAUCUUUAUCGCAAUCAUGAUGGAAAAGUGAGAGGAGGCAUGAAGAAUUAUAUAGAUGAUUAUAUUGGUACUGGUCAAGCUAUCCUCGUGAAUGAUUCAUCAACGACUUGGAUAUCUAUUGGAAACUCGUUUAAUUUCAAUAAUACAAACUUUACUAUUGAAGCAUUCAUUUUUCUUCUUACUGAUUCGAUAAAUGCAAGUCUGGUUCAAUUUUCAUCUGGAAUGUCAUUUAAUAUCAAUAUAUCUGAGGAAAGCAUAACAUUAUUCGUCGAUGAUAAACUUUCUGGGCAAAUACCAUUUUUACCAAAGACGAUUUCCAAUAAUGAAAACGUAACACUGACAAUUGACUAUGGAUUUCAAGCCUUGCCAUUCUACUCUACUUCAUUUGAAAAUCCACGUGAUUCCGGAUUACUUGAGAUCAUCGGACAGCCAUGUUACACAUCGAAAUUACGAUACCGUUCCGAUUAUGUCAGUAAAACAAAGCGUCGUGGAGUUCUUCAUAGUACAAAUAAUCUAAAUUAUCAAUAUCCAACUAUUCGAAUUCCAAAGCAAUAUAUGAUUCCUACCGACGAACAUUAUAUUUGUAUUUCUCUUGUGACCGUUGAAAGCGAGACAACAAAAUAUCGUUAUAUACAUCCAUAUGAACUAGAAGAUGUUGAAAAUCAAGGUUAUCAUGAUAGAAGUCAUAAUAGUAUUUGGUAUUCCAUUCAAAUCGGAGAUAUUGAUGGAAUUAAAAGCUUUCCUAAUUUACGUAUUGUAAAGAAAAAAGCAGAUGAUCUGAAGAAUUAUGGUAACUUGCAAGUAUUCAAUUGUCUUAAUAACGAAUCCAGUUCACAAUUAUUAUCUAUAAAAGAUACAAUUAAAGAAUUUAAUCUUGAAAAAGCUCAAUUAGCAAUUAGUAUAGGAAAGAAAGCAACGAACACUAACGAUAACGAUACUAUAUGGAUUAUAUAUCAUCGUACAACAGUAUUCUCAGACGAACUUAUUCAACAAUUUGGUAAAGAAUCAUACGCAAAUUGUACACCUUCUGGCACGAGUUCUGUACGAUUCAAUUCACCAGAAGAGUCCGAUUGUCGUGUGCACAAAUAUGCACCGAAAUUUGGUUAUGCGGAUAGUAGUGAUGAAAUACUUAUCUUCUAUAAAAAUAGACUUCAGUUUAAAAAAUAUGGAGAGUUACAAGUUACAUUCGAAUUUGAGGGACUCAAUGAUAAAUGGACAGAACCUGCUCUUGAACUAGAAGUCAUAGAUCGAAUGGUAUCAUUUCGAGCGCCGAUUUUCCCAUUUCUCAUUAACUGUGCUACAACGAUCAAUAUUAUAUUGACACAAAAAACUAGACUUUUAGAAACAUUAAAAUUCGACUAUAUUCCAAGAGUUCCGUGUCAAAUUCCUUCGCCAUCACAAAUAUUAUCUUCAUCAUCAAAUUCUAUGUCAUCAAUGGAACACUGUUAUUUUGAUGAAAUCGAUGAUUUAAUUCGAUCAUCUCGUCAUUCAGCUACACCAGCAAUUACUAAUUCUUCGAAAGUUGAUUAUACUACUCGAAACACAACGGAUAAACCUCAGAAUAUCAGACUUGAUAAUACUCGAGAUCAAUUAAAAAUAUUUUCCGCACGUCUUGCACGUGUCGAACAAUCAGCAACACCGACGCCAGACCUGCUUCAACUUGCCAUAGCACACUCACAAAUUAAUAAUAAUCAAUCAGCAUCACACUCAACUCAACCAUUACCAUUAAUGUCAACACAGUCAUCGAAUAAUCAUCCAUUAAUUCUAGUACCACAUGUUUUACCCGAUCAAUUAACACGCACUCAUAGUCGAUCAUCAGUUUUCAUUCGAAUCUAA
Molecule: messenger RNA, 2097 nt
Organism: Rotaria socialis
Lineage: Eukaryota; Metazoa; Rotifera; Eurotatoria; Philodinida; Philodinidae
Source: the annotation of a GenBank genome assembly